AUGUUGGUGCCUUUGGCUAAUGAUGCUGAUCCACAAACUCCAGUUGAUCUGGAUGAGUUGCAAAAUGAUGCUUUGGGGUUCUCUUUCUCUCAUGUCUACGGCAAAGCAAGAAAGGGAUUGAAUUUUAAUGAUGGGGAUGGAAAAGGAAGAAUUGAUCUCAAGGCUGAAGUUGUUGCUCUAAAAGAUUCACUUUCUAAAAUGGAGGCUGAAAAGGAAGCUAGCUUAGCUCAGGUUGGGAAUAAUUUGGAGAGACUCUUGAAUCUUGAAUCAAUUGGAGUGGAAGUUGAAAACUUGAAGCAAACAGUCUUGAAAUUGAUGGAGGAUAAGGAAUCUUCUGAACUUCAAUACCAACAGUGCUUGAAUUUGAAUGCGGAUCUAAAACUGAAACUAUACAAUGAGCAAGAAGAAACACAUAGGCUUAGCAGUGAACUAGAGGAGGAAGUUGCUAAGUUGAAGUUUUCUGAGGAGAAAUGUAUUGUUCUUGAGAAAUCAAAUCAGAAUCUUCACUCUUGA
This is a messenger RNA of Microthlaspi erraticum, 513 nucleotides long. Lineage: Eukaryota; Viridiplantae; Streptophyta; Magnoliopsida; Brassicales; Brassicaceae. The record is from the annotation of a GenBank genome assembly.